AUGAGAGUGUUAAAUUUUCUACUAGUUGCACUUACUUCACUAGUGGCUAUCUCAAUGGCAGCCAAGAGUGUCGAUCCAAAGAUCACUCAUAAAGUAUUCUUCGAUAUUAAACAUGCUGACAAGCACGUUGGGCGUAUUGUGAUGGGUUUGUACGGUGAUGACGUCCCAAAGACUGCCAAGAACUUCUUCCAAUUAGCUAUCUCCAAGGAUCCAUCCUUCGGUUACAUUGACUCAAUCUUCCACCGUGUUAUCGAUGAUUUCAUGAUCCAAGGUGGUGAUUUCGAAACCGGCAGAGGUGUUGGAGGAAAAUCGAUCUACGGCAAGAAAUUCAAAGACGAAAAUUUCAAGAUCAAACACACAGCCCCUGGUAAAUUAUCCAUGGCCAAUGCAGGUCCAGACACUAACGGUUCCCAAUUCUUCAUCACCACAAUCAAAACUCCAUGGUUAGAUGACCAUCACGUCGUCUUCGGCGAAGUCAUCGAAGGAAUGGACAUCGUCGACUACAUCCAGAAAGUCAAGAAGGAUGCCAGCGAUAGGCCAGUCCAAGACGUCAAGAUCGCCGCAUGUGGAGAGUACACCAGCUAA
Molecule: messenger RNA, 585 nt
Organism: Tetrapisispora phaffii CBS 4417
Lineage: Eukaryota; Fungi; Ascomycota; Saccharomycetes; Saccharomycetales; Saccharomycetaceae
Exons: 1
Coding region: 1-585 (194 amino acids)
Biological process (GO): protein peptidyl-prolyl isomerization; protein folding
Cellular component (GO): endoplasmic reticulum; fungal-type vacuole
Molecular function (GO): peptidyl-prolyl cis-trans isomerase activity
Source: RefSeq, a predicted model, not a curated record